GUCUGUUUCUAGCUUUCCUAAAGCAAAAACAUGAGAAUGGCUUCACUUAGACUGCCUGAUUCAAUUCCUUCUCCAGUCCAAGAUAGUGAGAGACUUAAUCAAGCUUUACAAGGGAGAGGAGUGGAUGAAAAAGUGAUAGUAUGGAUAUUGGGACAUAGGAAUGCAAUCCAAAGGAAGCAGAUCAAAGACACUUAUCAACAGCUUUAUAAAGAGUCCAUCAUCCAUCGUCUUCAAUCUAAACUUUUUGGUGUGUUCAAGACAGCAAUGAUCUUGUGGAUGAAUGAAGCCCCCGAAAGGGAUGCGAUAUUGGCAAACAUGGCCCUGAAAAGGAAAAGGAAGAAAAUAAAUCAGUUGCAGGUAUUGGUAGAGAUAGCAUGUGCAUCAUCCCCGGACCAUCUAAUGGCAGUGAGGCAGGCCUACUUCUCUUUAUACGAAUGCUCUCUGGAAGAAGACAUCACAUCCAACAUCUCAACUUCUCUCCAAAAGCUUCUAGUGGGUCUAGUGAGCUCGUACAGGCAUGAUAGAGAAUUGGUGGACUUUAAUCUUGCAAAAUCUGAGGCAACUAAGCUACAUGAAGCCAUUGAAAAGAAGCAAUUAGAUCAUGAUGAUGUUGUGUGGAUAAUGACAACAAGGAAUUUCUUUCAACUUAGAGCAACUUUUGUGUGCUACAAGCAAAGCUACGAAGUUGCUAUUGAUCAGGCCAUUAAUAGUAGUGGAAAUGGUGAUUUGGGCUCUAUAUUACGAGGAGUAAUUUUGUGCAUUGUUUCCCCAGAGAAACAUUUUGUUGAGGUCAUUAGAGCCUCCACUAUUGGGUACUGGACUAAAGAUGAAGAUUCAUUGACAAGAGCAAUUGUGACUCGGGCUGAAAUUGAUAUGACGAAGAUCAAAGAAGAGUACUUCAAAAUGAACAACACCAAUCUCGAUGAUGUAGUUAGACGUGAUGCAUCAGGGGUUUACAAAAGCUUCUUGAUGGCCUUAAUUGGAGAAAAAAUUUGAUUCUCUCAACCAAGUGUCUGUUAUUGUUCUAAAUCACCAAAAACUGGCUUUAUUCGGGAUAUAUUUCCCUACUACCUCAUUGUAGCCCGCAAAAGUUGAAUUAUAAGAACCUUCUGAAUGUUUAUCUUAAAAGUUUGACCGUAAA
Molecule: messenger RNA, 1141 nt
Organism: Vitis vinifera (wine grape)
Lineage: Eukaryota; Viridiplantae; Streptophyta; Magnoliopsida; Vitales; Vitaceae
Product: annexin D3
Exons: 6
Coding region: 31-996 (321 amino acids)
Cellular component (GO): cytoplasm
Molecular function (GO): calcium-dependent phospholipid binding; calcium ion binding
Source: RefSeq, a predicted model, not a curated record